Messenger RNA from Stylophora pistillata, 3361 nucleotides. RefSeq names its product glucokinase regulatory protein. Gene Ontology annotation, cellular component: nucleoplasm; cytosol. Gene Ontology annotation, molecular function: enzyme binding; fructose-6-phosphate binding; enzyme inhibitor activity. The record is from RefSeq and is a predicted model, not a curated record. Lineage: Eukaryota; Metazoa; Cnidaria; Anthozoa; Scleractinia; Pocilloporidae. Gene Ontology annotation, biological process: negative regulation of glucokinase activity; glucose homeostasis; response to fructose.
UUGCAUUUUAAACCACUGAUUCUACCACUCCUCCCUGGGUAAAGACCCAAGGCUGCUGACAAUGCUUGACUGAUUUGGUUCUUGUAGAGCGUAACACUUCUUACCGAUAGCUUUCGAAAUCCGCGAAAAAGUCAGCUGAUCUCCUUUUUAAUCAUUCUAAAUUUUUUUUUGUGGGAGAUCUUGAAUAAACUCCUUUAGCAAGUAAAGAUGAGUGUAAGAAAGGAAUAUUCUAAAGAGGGUAUAAUACCAAUCACUGAACUCCGAAAUGAGCUUGCAAUUGACAUCGAUGUUGGCACUGCAAGUGACAUUGCAAGAACUCUUCGUCAAUGCGACGCUCAGAUAUUUUCCGGCUGGAAAGACUUUCCAAGUGUCUUUGACGAGAAUACUAUAUAUGCGAUGGAUAAAGUUGCGGAGAAAGCGAAAGAGAUUAUACAAGACAGCAGUGGCGACAAAGCCAUAGUUCUUAGCGGUUGUGGUACAUCUGGAAGGCUAGCCUAUUUUCUGGCUCACAAAUUUUCCCAGCUCGCCAAAGCCCAGCAGAUCUCAGCGUGUUACGAUUAUCUUAUUGCAGGUGGCGACAUUUCCCUGUUUACAUCACAAGAAGCGCCAGAAGAUGACUGGAAAAAAGGCGAAGAAGAUUUGAUACAGUUGUCUCGUCAUAAGAAACGAGUAUUGUUUAUCGGUAUAACAUGUGGUCUUUCUGCGCCUUAUGUAGCUGGACAGUUAGAGUGCUGCAUGAGACACAGUGAUAUCUUUAUUCCCGUUCUUUUGGGAUUCAAUCCUGUACACCAGGCAAGGAAAAACCCAAUAGAACAAUGGGAUAAGUCGUUUUUCGAUGUUGCCAAUGCAUUAGAAGCCAAUGACAAAGGGAUCAUUGUUAAUCCAGUUGUUGGCCCAGAAGCCAUUACAGGGUCAUCGCGUAUGAAAGGAGGAAGGGCCACUAAGAUACUUUUGGAGUCGAUUUUAGUUAAAGCACACGCCUCAGUCUCCCAGCCAAGAUCAAUGCUCAACACACUGCCUGAAAUUCUUCUGAUGUAUGAGAACAUGUACAGAAGAACUUACUUAAAUUGUUCUAGUAUUGCACGUGCUCUUGAGCUAGCUGCAGAGAGCCUCAAGUCUAAUGGCCAUGUUUUCUAUAUUGGAUGGGGAUCAGAAGGAUUUAUGGGUCUUUUGGAUGCCUCUGAGUGUGUCCCUACAUUUAGUGCUAACUUUGAUGAUGUGAGAGGCUUCAUAGCAGAAGGGUACAAUGCUCUGAACAACAGAGAAGGAGAGCUAAUGCUUAAUGGUUCCAAAAAGCUUUGCAUCUCCCUGGAGGAUUUUCAAAGCAUUUUUUUACCUGAACUGACCAUAAAUGACACAGUAGUAUUAAUUUCUUCUGAUAACAAGGCCUUUCGGCAAGUUACUCAAUUGAUUCAUCUGAUUAAAGGGAAAGGCACACAAUUAAUUGGCAUCAUGCAUAAGAAAAAAAGUGAAUUGUGGAAUCUUUUCAAGCAUGUCAUCCAUGUGGAGCUAAAUCAUCCAACAGGAUGCCUCAAUGAAAAGAGUUCAUCAAAUACAGUAUUACUCAGUGAAUUUUUGAACCAGUGUCUCCAAGAGAUUUCUAUUAAAUGGAUUCUCAAUGCAAUUUCAACAGGAGCCCAUGUGUUGAAAGGAAAGGUCCUAAGAGGUCUCAUGAUUGAUGUAAAAGUUAGUAACAGCAAGUUAUUCCAUCGAGCAAAAUCUAUUGUUUCUACUUUUGCUAGAACUGACCAGGAAUGUGCUUUGCAUGCUGUUCUCAAGGCAAUAUACAGAAGGGAUUCCAUCAAUGAUGUUUUCAGUCUACACAUUUCUGAGCAUGUAGCCAGAGGAACUGUUAUGGAUCAGGUGGUACCAGUGGCUGUGCUAAUAGCCACAGGCAAAUUCAGUGUUGCAUCUGCCAUGUAUGCGCUGAAGACAAGUACAGUUUCCCAGAUUCUUAAAGAUCUUGGACUUAUAGAGUAAUCUGAUGUACAGAAAGGAUGGAAGAUGACCAUUUUAAAAAUUACCUUGAAGAAUAAUUGAACAAACUCUUAAUGAUUAAAUUCUCUAAGUAUCUCAUGUUGGCUUCAAAGCUAGUAGAGAACUUAUCAUUACUGACAAUUUACCAGUCAAUUUUGCAUUAUUUUUUAGGGAAAAUCAUUACAAUGAAAAUGCAAGGUGAAAUAUGAUCUUGUACUUCGUAAAAGAAUACUUGUAAAACACAGAUUUUAAAAUAACUCAAGUAUUAUUAAAUUAAAGUUAUAAACAAAUCAAAAAUAAGACUGUCAUAUGUAAUGCAAAAUAAUCUUUAUUGUACAAGGAAAUUUAACUCCAGUUGCAAAUUUAAGGUAAUUUCUGAUGUUACCUUGUUCAUACAUGUAUUUUUACCACUGAAGACAAUAUCCAUUUGAAGUAACCUUAAUUUGAAAACAGUCUGAGAAAUUGUGGCAAGGUAUAUUUAAUAAUUUCUAUCUUUUAUAGGCUAAAUGUACUUUAUUUAAAUUCAUUUCAUAACUUUAUAGUUGAAUGAUAAAUUCGUGUUGUAUACAAUGUAAUUACAAAUUGAAAAUAAUUUCCCUCAAUAUUUUUAGUAACUCUUUCUUGUGGCUCACUGUAAGGAGGCAUAAAACAUUACUUUGGUAUAUGAAUUGAGAUACAAUAAAAGUAACUCUUUGAAAUGUUUGUUUUACAAUAAAUAUCAAUAUCAUGGAUGCUGGCUCAAAGGUACUUUUCUAUGUUGACGUUAACCUCUUUUUUUGACAUCGUCUUAACAUGGGCCCAUUUGGCUUCUAUACAUCAUUAGACUGCAUUAUCUAAUUACUCCUCUCAUGGGAAAGUUUCUCAUUAUAAAUGAACAGUGGAAAAAGAUGAGAUACUAUAACAUUAGCUUAAGAUGUGGAAGACUAUAAUUGCAGCUGUUGAUCAUGAACAAAAAUAAAGAGAUUUAUUUCCUGUCAUUAUUUCCCCUUGGGAACUGUUUGUUAUUGCUUUCAAAUUUCCUUUGACAGAUUGUUCUCAAACCAACAAAAGGCCAAAAAUGUGCCUUUGUGGUUGAAAAAAAUAUUCAUACCUAGCCAAAGGAAGGUUCUCCGGUUAACAUAUCACAGGAUUUCAUAAGCCAAAGCUGUUAGGAGGAAAUUGACUAUUUGUACUUGCAAUGUUAGAUUCAUGUUUUGCCUUUGCUGUUUGAACACCCAGGAGUUGUUGAUCUUUUAUUUUUCACAAUCAAGUACCAGUUCAUUGUCAGCUUCUAUAGCAGACAAAAUCCUCUUAGCAAUGGUCAUGGGCCAAGAGAUAUCUUCUGGAAUGGAUAUUUUCAAACAAGACAAACUUCUCCUGAAUAAUUAUAUUUAAAACCCAAGUA